GAGAUCCUGACUGUGCUGAGACGCUUGUGUCCUCUCUCUAAUUCUCUCUGACACCUCCUCCCAGCUGAGUCUGUCCAUCAAACCGCCCCGCCAGUCAUUAGCAAGCCUGCGGACGCUUGACUUGUGUGCUUUUUCUAGCCGUUUCCAGCACUGCUUUCCCAGGUUUGCAUCGAGACGGAUUUCCAACGUCCAAAUGGGGUCAUUCUGGACGUCCAGCCUUGACUAAGUGUUCAGAAACAAUGCUGCCAAUGUAAUCCAGCAUGUUUUGAAAUCAUCCAAAUCAGACGACGCAUCCAGUUGGAUCCCCAGCGUGUUAAAGUCUAAAUAAUGUCCCCCUGUUUACAGCACUCAAGUGUUUCCCAAACAGGAUUGUAGCUUCACCCUCUCAGAGACAGUGAGACUGUGUACCUUGCUUUUGGCCUCUUAGUUUUCCCCCGGAGUUUCACGCAUACAUUUCUCUCAUUGGAUAUAUUCUUCCACUCCAUUGAGGAACCAUCACAAGGUCCACAGUGUCACUGUUUCCAUUUUUGGCUCCACUUUGUGUCCUCGCUCACAUCACACCUGGCUGAGAUCUCCCCGGGUGACCUUUCACCCCUCGUCCCACCAUGGCCCUCUCCUCACGCUUAAAACUCUGGGAACAGAAGAUCAAGGAGGAGAAGAAGCCUCCAGCCGCCACCGCCGCUACACAGCCUCCUCCUCCUCUCUCUGCCGUCCCGGGAGGAUUCCUCAAACAGCUGGUGAGAGAGACCGAGAAAGAGACGCGCCACAAAGAGCCAGAGCUCAAGGAGGAGAAGAUGCCCAGGAAACUCAGCGACAACCUGGUCCAGAACUUCUUACUUCCCGACCAAACUCCACCGAUACUGGAAGCGGAGAUGGCGCUUCGAGUGGAGCAGCUGGUGAACGGGGAACGUGGCCGCCACACCGCAUUGACAGAGAAGAAAACGUCCUCCCCCAGGAGGAUAAUGUCACCCGACCCAAAAACUCCAAAAACCGGCUCAAAGUCUACCACACCAGAGGUCAGCCUCAGGACAGAGACAGCGAAAUCUCCAGCACCACCACUGGAAAAAGAAGUGAAGAAAGAAGAAGUAACGGUGCAACAGGAAGUUAAACCCCUGAAACAGGAAGUGCAAGAGCCUGAGGGUCAGAUCACUGUAACCCCCAUAAGAGAGAAGCCCAAGGUUCCAGUGAGGGAUGUGUGGUAUGAAGCUGGCAAAGUGUGGUAUGCUCACAAAGACGGUUAUACACUCGCCACUCAGCUAAAGCCGGACGAAGGCACACCGGAGCUCCCUGAUGGCAGGGUGAGGGUUCGACUGGACUCUGACGGAUCCGUCCAUGACGUUUCCCAGUAUGAGAUUGAAAAGCUGAACCCACCUGAGCUGGACCUGUGUGAGGACUUGAGUGACCUCGUGAGCGAAAACGAGUCGAGCGUCCUUCACACUCUGACCAGUCGAGCUAAAGGACAUCUACCCUUGACUCACGCUGGGCCCAAUCUACUGGCUCUGUGGCCUCCGCUGUCCUCGCCAGGCAAGGGGCUUCGGAGCAGACGCUGGGAGUCCUGGGAGGCUCCUGGCCCACUGCAGGCUCUGGUGAGGAGGGUGUACGUGUCCAUGGUGGGUCAGCGGAGGGACCAGACGCUGGUGGCUUUGGGCCGCAGUGGCACAGGGAAGACCACUUCCUGUCAGUCAUUUUCCCAGGAGCUGCUGAAACAAGCGGGAACUGCGGGAGGAAGCCUUAACUUAGAGCGGCUCCAGGCAGUGUUUACAGUGCUGCGCUCGUUCGGGUGUGUGAGCUCGUCUCACAGCGAGGCCUCGACUCGAUUCGCUAUGGUGCUCUCACUGGACUUUAACCACGCCGGACUCGCUGCUGCUGCACAUCUGCAGACUAUGCUGCUGGAGAAAUGGAGGGUGUGUCAGAGGCCAGAGGGAGAGAGUAACUUCCUGGUUUUCUCCCAGAUGCUCGCAGGCCUCAGCACAGACAUGAGGACUGAACUGCAGCUGCACCAGUUAAAGGAACACAACUCAUUUGGAAUUUCAUGCCCAACCAAGGUGGAUGAAAAGCAGAGAGCUUCAGUGGGUUUUGGGAAGCUACUGGCCGCCAUGAACACUUUAGGAUUCUCAGUGGAUGAGCAGAAGGCCAUUUGGCAUGUUUUGGCAGGAAUCUACCAUCUCGGCGUUGCAGGAACAUGCAAGGUGGGUCGUAAGCAGUUUAUGAGUUUUGACAGCGCGCAGAUGGCCAGCGCCAUCCUGGGUUGUGAGGGAGAGGAGCUCCACACUGCCGUCUUCAAACACCACCUGAGACAGUUACUGCAGAGAGCCACCGGAGGCGUCAGAGAGCGCCGCGCCGCAGAGGAACCAGAGGACGGUCCGAGACUGAGUGCCGCUCAGUGUGUGGAAGGGAUGGCAGCUGGUCUGUAUGAGGAGCUCUUCACCUCUAUUGUGUCCCUCAUCAACAGAGCGCUGCACUCUCAGCAGCUGACGCUGGCCUCUGUGAUCGUGGUGGACACUCCGGGCCUGAGGAACCCCAGGCACAGCGGUGAUGACCGGGCCGCCGGCUUCUCUGAGCUCUGUCACAACUACUUACAGGAGAGACUGCUGGAGCAUUACUUCAGCCACACAUUCACACACACGCUGGAGAGAUACACACAGGAGGGAGUAGCUGUCGAUUUCACAGCCCCUGAGACGAGCCCGUCAGAGGUGGUGUGUGCUGUUGACCAGCCUGGAGUGCAGGUUCGAGGACCAGAAGGCGACUCUCGAGGUCUCCUGUGGGUUCUGGAUGAAGAGAUGGUCACUCCGGGCUCCACCGAGAGCACGGUUCUGGAAAGAGUGUGUCAGUUCUUCAGCGGCACAGUGCGCCAGUGCGAGCAGCCUCUGCAGUGUGAGAUCGCUCACCUGAUGGGUUCAGAUCCAGUCCGCUAUGAUCUCUCAGGCUGGUUCGGUCAGGUCCAGAACAACCCCUCUGUCCUUAACGCCAGUUCCCUCCUGCAGAACUCCUCAAUUGGAGCGGUGAAGGCCCUGUUCAGUGGGCGGGUGUCCGUGCCGCCUCUGUGCCGGGGUUUGGGAGGCGUGGAGGGCGGCUCACAGCGCUCUCUGGAGAGAUGCGGCACGGUGCGGAAGACUCUGAGCGGUGGGAUGGCGGCCCUCAGGAGACAUUCACAGUGCAUCGCCGUCAAACUGCAGGCGGAUGCUCUGGUGAAUCUGAUUCGGCGAGCGCGGCCGGUCUUCCUGCAGUGUUUGAGUGUGAAGACAGAUGGCUGUGGCUUUGAUGUCCCAGCACUGCGUGUACAGCUGCACUCCACACACCUGCUGCCGGCACUGCAGCUGUACCGAACAGGCUACGCUGAUCACAUGUCCCUGGGUGAUUUCCGCUGUCGUUUUCAGGCCCUCUCUGCUCCCAUAAUGAAGCGAUACGGUUCUGUCUUCAUUACCCCAGACGAGAGGAAGGCUGUGGAGGAAUUAUUGAUUAAUCUGGAUUUGGACAAGAAAAGCAUUGUUUUAGGAGCGAGCAGGGUGUUUAUGAAGCGUGGUGUCCUGAGGUCUUUAGAUCAGCAGAGAGAUCAGUUGUUGAGCGGCUGGCUGGUGCAGCUUCAAGCGUCCUGUCUGGGUCAUCUGGGCCGCCAGAAAUACCGCCGCAUGAAGGUUCAGCAGAUGGCAGUGAGCUGUAUUCAGAGAAAUGUGCGAGUCCUCACUGCAGUGGCCCGCUGGAGCUGGUGGAAGCUGCUGUGCAGAGUGCGCCCUCUUCUGGAUGUCAACAUGGAUGACCAGCGGCUCAGAUCCAAAGAGGAUGAGAUCACUGCUCUGAGGAGACGUCUGGAAAAGUCAGAGAAAGAACGAAAUGAGCUGCGUCAGACUGCAGACAACCUGGAGACCAAGGUUACGGCUGUUGUAUCUGAAUUAAGUGAUGAAAGGUUCAGAGGGGAGGCCAUGAGUCAAGCUCUAGACACUGAGCGCACAGAGAGACUGCGCCUCGCCAAAGAGAACAAGGAACUGCAGAGUCGUGUGGAACAGAGUAAAGUGUCUUUGGAGGCCCUUGAGAGGCAGUUAGAGGAAGAAAAACAGAAAGUCAAGAAUAAAGAAGCUCUCAGCGGAGUGGCGACAGAAAGUGAGCUGCAGCUGCAGCUGGAAUGUGCGCAGACAGAGGUGGAGUUCCUGCGCAGGCGUCUGCGGCAGUCGGAGGAAAGACUUGAUGGUGAGAAAGAGGCCCGUCAGCUACUGGAUACAAAGGUCCAGGAACUGCAGUCUCAGUUUGAUCAAUCCAAACGCUCAGUGACAGAGCUAAAACGCCACUGCCGGCGGUUGACCUCCGACCUUCAGGAUGCCCGCGUGCUGACAGACAGCCUGCAGGGCCGCGCUCACGAGCUGGACAGGAAACAGAGGAGGUUUGACAGCGAACUGACCCAGGCACUGGAACAGGCUGAUAAUGAGAGGGAGCAGACGGAGAGAGCCAUCCAGGAGAAUACCGCCCUCGGUGCAGAGAUCUUCACCCUUCGCAAGACGCUCAAGGAGAGUCAGGUGGAGGUCACGCACCUGCAGCAGCAGAAGGAGGAACUGUGUGCUCAGAUCCGUGACCUGAGCAUCCCGCUCCACCUCACCUCCGACUCCAUCCCUGAACUGAAGAAGAAGCUCCGUGAGCUGGAGACCAGAGACAAGGAGCGCUCAGACGAGAUCAGCCAGAUGACUGCCAGAAUCAAACAGCUGGAGCAGAUGCACCUUCGCUUUGAGAUGGAGAUGGAGAGGAUGAAGCAGAUCCAUCAGAAGGAGCUGGAGGACAAGGACGAGGAACUGGAGGAUGUGCAAAAGUCCUCACAGAGACGGCUCCGACAGCUGGAGAUGCAACUGGAACAGGAAUAUGAGGAAAAACAGAUGGUGGUUCAUGAGAAGCAUGACUUAGAGGGGCUGAUUGCCACACUGUGUGAACAGACGCGCUGCUUGAUAGAUCACAGAGUUAAGCUGGAGAUGCAACUGGAACAGGAAUAUGAGGAAAAACAGAUGGUGGUUCAUGAGAAGCAUGACUUAGAGGGGCUGAUUGCCACACUGUGUGAACAGGUGGGCCACAGAGACUUUGACGUGGAGAAGAGGCUGAGAGACUUUGACGUGGAGAAGAGGCUGAGGCGGGAUCUGAAGCGCACACAUGCCCUGCUCAGUGAUGCCCAGCUGCUGCUGUCCACCGUUGAACAGCCCGGGCAGGGUCACGACCCCGGUGCCAAGGAGCAGCUGGAGAGACUGUGCUGCCAGCUGGAGGACAGUGAAGCCAGACGCUUGGAGUCUGAAAGCGCACAGAAGACUCUGGCUGCAGAGCUAGAAAAUGCUCAGAACGAACUGGAGAGCAUCUGCAAGCAGAAGAGCCUGGUGGAUGAGCAGCUGGCUCAGCUCCGCUACGAGAGGACGGACCUGAUGAAGAGGCUGGAGGAAGACCAGGAGGAUCUCAACGAGCUCAUGAAGAAGCACAAAGCCCUCAUCGCUCAGUCUUCCAGUGAUAUCUCUCAGAUCCGAGACCUUCAGGGUGAAAUGGAGGAGCUGAAGAAACAGAGACAGACCCUACAGGAGGAGCUGCAGACCAGCGUAGCACGUGUGCAGUUUCUAGAGUCGUCCACGGUGGCCCGCAGCAUCGUAAGCAAGCAAGAAGCUCGUAUCUGUGAUCUAGAGAACAAAUUGGAGUUCCAGAGAGGACAGGUCAAGAGAUUUGAGGUGCUGGUUCUGCGUCUGCGGGACAGUGUGGUGCGGCUGGGUGAGGAGCUGGAGCAGGCGGCCCAGGCCGAGGCCAGGGAGAGGGAGAACUCCCGAUACUAUCAGCAGAGACUGGCGGAUAUGAAACUGGAAAUGGACGACCUGAGCAUCAGAGAACAGGAGAGCAGCCGUCGACGCAUGGAGCUGGAAAUGCAAGUGGAAGAGCUUAGCGCAGUAAGACAGACCCUGCAAGCUGAUCUAGAGACAUCAAUCCGGCGAAUCGUUGAUCUACAAGCCGCGCUGGAGGAGGUGGAGUCCAGCGAUGAAAGUGAUACAGAAAGUGUGCAGACGGCUGUGGAGUCCUUCUCUAGAAGGAAAGAUCUCGACACCAUGUCCAGCGUCGGAUCCAGUGUGGGUACUGAAGACGUCGGCGAAGGGAUCCGUCAGUGGGCAGGUGUACCGCGAGGAGGACGAGGAGGCAGAACUUCUCCUUACGCAGGAAGCAGCUCCGGCCGCCAGUCUGUUACCGACACCAUGAGCACCUACAGUUUCAGAUCUUGCACUCAAGACCUUGACGAAGACGUCAAAGAAAGUUCCAGUGGUCUUGGCAGAGCGUCGUCAUCCACGGCCCUAUCUGAGCUCCUGGAGGGUCUGAGGAAGAAGCGCGCUGGGUGGGAAAGAGGCUCGGAGGCGGGCGAGGGGAGCACAGUGUCCCUUCCCAUCUAUCAGACAACAGGGGCCUCCACGCUACGCCGCAGGUCCUCAGCGCUGUCUCUAGAAGCAGAGGAGGGUCUGGAGGACCUGCCUCGACCUGGCAUACUGAAACCUCCCAGUCCGCACCUGCCACGUGCCUCCAGCCUCCGCUCCCUAUCCGAGUCAGGCCCAAUGUCCUCCACCACCACAACCACCACAGGAAAGAUGAACCGCUUCAGCUCCUGCGACUCCCUCGCAUCCAUGACCUCCACCGCAAGUUCCCGCCGCCACUUGUCCAACCUGGCCAUCCCUGAGGAAGGCGAGGAGGAGCCCAGCUCGAAAGCCAUGCCUCCUCUUGGCACCUAUCAACCAAUCCGACGCCGUCUACUUGGUGGCCUGGUAGCAGAAACAGAACAGUCGCAAUUGGGAUCGGAACCACUUGUAUUCCAGAAUCGCAGACUCCUCGGGAAUCAAGACAAGGAGAGGGCCGGAGUCGAUGCAGGGGACACCAGCUCAGACAUUCUCCCAGCCAUCCGUCGAGCGCAGUCCACCAGCAGCCUGGCAUCUAGCAGUUCCCGAACGGGCCAGAGACGAGCCCUCAGUGUGCACUUUGGGGAGUUGCCGCCCUCCAGAGCGCCACGUAGGGAGUCCGACUCGGACUCUUCAAGUUCUGGCGGAUCUCAGAAGCGCCGUGGGCCUCAAGGAGAGAGGCUGGAAGCCGAGGGCAGCGAGGACGUCAACUCGGUGAUGAAGAAGUACCUCAAAAAAGCAGAAGUCGACUAGAAGACUCAACGAGGAUUGAUGAAGACAUGGAGAAUUGACUCAGUCCAGAAUGCAUUGAGGCUCAUUUAACUGGAAGCACAAAUACACUUAGGAUUUAUUUUGAGCACUGUUUGUACACAAAGAUGUUAAAGUGAACGCAUGAAAUUCCUAAAAUUCUCACUGUAAACAUGCCCUUUAUUCGAGCCGUGCUGAUCCCUGCGGGUGCUUCAGGUAAGGGAAAUUAAUCUUGACCAGUGAAAGCUCGCUUUCCCUCUCAGCAGUCAGUGCAAAUUAGUUGAACUCCAACAGAUGUAAAUAAAAACGUCGAGCAGAAUCAUUGGUAUUUGCUUCGACCUUUCAAAGGAGAGGAACAGCAUUACAUUCACAGAGGAAAACAACUGAAAUAGAGCCGUUUUACAAAGCAGUGAUUGUGCGUACAAAGCACAGGCUCUCCAUAAUAAUUGAGACAGACCUGGUUUCUGCAAUCCAAUCAUUAACCUAGACUUAUUUGCCUAGGAAUGGAGUAAAGAAAAUAGUUUGUACUUAAUUGCCAGAGCAGAAUUUGAAGCUGCUAAACAGUGUCCAAAUGCUUUGUAAUUUAAUGUGCUUGGUAAGCAUAAACAGGCUAAAGGAAUAUUCCAGUUUCAGUUAUACUAAAUUGCAGCAUUUGUGGCAUAAAUGGUGGAUAUCGCAAAGAAUAAUUUUGACUGGCUCUCCUUAAAGUUACAAUGAGGCACUGAAAAUGGAAGUUAAAGAGGCCAGUUUUGGAGGUUAUAAAAAUCAGAAAUGUGAAACUUUUUAAAAGCUUUUCAGUUCUGCUAAAACUGUAAAGUCAUUCAAUGUGGUCAUUACCAAUAUGCCACAAGUGCUGUAAAUUGAGCUUAACUUUAAAGUUAAGGCUCAAUACAUGAUAGAUCUACUCACUGAAAGCAGCACAUUACAGUGAUUUUACCACAGUAAGA
Molecule: messenger RNA, 8080 nt
Organism: Sinocyclocheilus rhinocerous
Lineage: Eukaryota; Metazoa; Chordata; Actinopteri; Cypriniformes; Cyprinidae
Product: unconventional myosin-XVIIIb
Exons: 47
Coding region: 606-7139 (2177 amino acids)
Biological process (GO): actomyosin structure organization
Cellular component (GO): unconventional myosin complex; cytoplasm; myosin filament
Molecular function (GO): ATP binding; cytoskeletal motor activity; actin filament binding
Source: RefSeq, a predicted model, not a curated record